AUGUUUAACAGAUUCAAAUUGGAUUUUGGUAAAUUGAAAAUUGAUUUGAAAUUUAUCGGAGAUAUAUUUAUACUAGCUGGUGCAGGAUUAUCAGUUUAUUAUUUAUUGAACACAAUACUAAAUGAAUAUUUAGAUAAUACGAUAAAGAAUAAAGAAUCUGAAAAAAAGGGUAAAGGAAUUUUGAAGAAGAUUCAAAAUUCAAAUCCUCAUUUAAAAAAUAUAUCACUAAAUCAAUAUGAAAAAUCAUUAUUAAAUUCAUUAGUUACUCCAGAUGAAAUAUCAGUAACUUUUGAUGAUAUUGGAGGAUUGGAAGAUAUCAUAGACGAAUUAAGAGAAGCAGUAAUAUUACCAUUAACAGAUCCAGAAUUAUUUGCUGUCCAUCUGCAUUUAAUCAGAUCACCAAAAGGGGUUUUAUUUUACGGUCCGCCUGGUUGUGGGAAGACAAUGUUGGCAAAGGCUAUUGCCAAAGAGAGUGAGGCUUUUUUCUUGUCGAUUAGAAUGUCAACUAUUAUGGAUAAAUGGUAUGGAGAAUCAAAUAAAAUUACAGAUGCUAUUUUUUCAUUGGCAAAUAAAUUACAACCUUGCAUUAUAUUUAUCGAUGAAAUUGAUUCAUUUUUGAGAGAUAGAUCCUCGAGUGAUCAUGAAGUAAGUGCCAUGUUAAAAGCUGAAUUUAUGACCUUAUGGGAUGGUUUAAAAUCGAAUGGGCAAAUAAUGGUGUUGGGUGCGACUAAUAGAAAGAAUGAUAUAGAUGAAGCAUUUUUGAGAAGAAUGCCCAAAACAUUUCCUAUAGGUAAGCCUAACACCGAUCAAAGAAAAGCUAUUUUAACAAAAAUUUUAAAGGAUGCAAAAGUCGAUGAAAAAGAAUUCGAUCUUGAAUAUAUUGUUCAAGCGACUAGGAACUUCAGUGGAUCUGAUUUAAGAGAGUUAUGUAGAGAGGCAGCGAUUUUGCCUGUUCGUGAAUAUAUCAAAGAGAAUUAUAAUUAUAAAAGUGGCAAACUUAGCAGGGAUGAAAACGAUGAUUUGCCGGUUCGAUCCUUGAAAACAAGUGAUUUUACUCAGAAUCUCGUGACAGGAGUAAUGAAUGGUGGAAUGCAUACAAUGGCCCUUGAUUAG
Messenger RNA from Lodderomyces pseudojiufengensis, 1113 nucleotides. RefSeq lists its product as uncharacterized. Bases 1 to 1113 code for a protein of 370 amino acids. Gene Ontology annotation, cellular component: mitochondrial outer membrane. The transcript has a single exon. The record is from RefSeq and is a predicted model, not a curated record. Gene Ontology annotation, molecular function: ATP hydrolysis activity; ATP binding. NCBI's taxonomy places the organism in Eukaryota, Fungi, Ascomycota, Pichiomycetes, Serinales, Debaryomycetaceae.